Spinacia oleracea (spinach) is the source of this 980-nucleotide messenger RNA. Its product is annotated as MADS-box transcription factor 5-like. Gene Ontology annotation, cellular component: nucleus. The record is from RefSeq and is a predicted model, not a curated record. Gene Ontology annotation, biological process: regulation of DNA-templated transcription. Bases 157 to 519 code for a protein of 120 amino acids. Lineage: Eukaryota; Viridiplantae; Streptophyta; Magnoliopsida; Caryophyllales; Amaranthaceae. The transcript is spliced from 5 exons. Gene Ontology annotation, molecular function: DNA-binding transcription factor activity.
AUGGCCAGCUAGACAAUUCUUUGCUUACUUUGUAUAAACAAGCAUCUCUUAUCAAACUAUUCUCUUUUUCUUGGAUCUCUUUUUUAUUUGCAGGGAGAAGAUUUGAAGGAGAUUGAUAGUCUGAAAGACAGGAUAACAAAACUCCAAUUGAGACAAAUGAGGAUGCUGGGUAAAGAUUUAUCAAACUUGAGCUUGAAAGAAGUGCAGCAGCUGGAAAAGCAACUCAGUGAAAGCCUACUGUCUGUAAAAGCUAAGAAGGACCAAUUGCUGAUGGAACAACCCGAGCAUUCACGCAGGCAGAUUUAUGAGCUUAGAGGAUUUCAUACACCAUCUGAACGCCCGAAACCUAUGUAUCUUGAGUACUACCCCAUAGCAACCAAGGUUUCUUCUGCGACGAACGGGACUUCAGGUUCUGAUGGAGGCUGCAACAGUGAAUUCGACAAAACAUAUUCUGAUGUUACUUUGCACCUAGGGCUACCAUGUGACAACAUUCGAAAGAGGAAAGCAAUCGAGAGGUAGUGUUGAAGCCUAGAAGAGUCUAUCUGGUUGUCCUUCUCUGCCUCAUUGCUAGCUGCUGCUCAAAUUGGCACCAGAAAUAGCAUGUUUUGGUAAUCUAAUAUCCAACAGUAUAUGUGUGGCACUUAGUUAACAACUUGACAUCAUAUAUAAAAUAAGCUAUAAAUAUUUAGUUAACCACUCGCGAGUGUGGAAUAGUCUACUCGCGAGUCUACUCCUCUCCUGGCGAAGAGCUAUAUCAUUUCAUACACAAGGAGCUUUAUAAUUGUCUUCUAGGUUUCGUUCAUUGGACUGUAUUAUCAGAACUCAAAAGCGACUAAUAAUAUCUCUUUAUCAGAAAUCGGAAAUGGAGCUGAAGUUAGAAGAGAAGAAACGACUAGUAGCUGGUAUGGAAAAAAUAUCCCUGGUAUUCAACACUCUCCUUUUUGCUUAUUUAGCAUAAUCAGAUCGUUAUUUUGGUGUAU